Molecule: messenger RNA, 2915 nt
Organism: Klebsormidium nitens
Lineage: Eukaryota; Viridiplantae; Streptophyta; Klebsormidiophyceae; Klebsormidiales; Klebsormidiaceae
Source: the annotation of a GenBank genome assembly
CAGAGCAAAAAGUUCAAAAAGUUGCCCUCUCUGUGUCAGGCUGGCCGCUGGACGUGUCAGAUCAGAGGCUGAUCAAGAGCUUCAGGCGCAUUGGUGCGUCUUCCAAAUUAUGCAGGGAAUGGAGAUGCUUCUCCUCCAUUCUCUUCUUCCCAUCCGUGAUCAAACCGAUUGUUCGAUUAGCUAGGCCCCUCCAUUUGGGAGAUGGAUGGAGGUGGUGGCUUUUGGGACUGGAGCGAGGAGCUGAGAUUCUUGCAGCACGCAGAGGGUGCGACGCAGGUUCUGCUCGAUGAGAGAUCCGAAUCUGCUCAGAAUGCAGCUUCUGUCAGCAUCCAGAUUGAUCAAUUUGAGGUGGAGAAUCCUCUUCUCAUAGAUCUGACUUCUGAUCACAGCUAUUGGGAACCUAGUGAUGGCCACACAACUUCUGAGCAGUGGGGGGUUCUAGCACCAGUGCAUUUUGGACAAUGGAAUGCCUCUGAUCCUGUCAAUCGCGGCUCGACAGAUGAGGCAUGCGGCCUCAGUUUAGAAAUAAUCUCAACCUGUGUGCUGGGAGAGCUGGAUAGGGACUCUGCCCCGGAUCGGCAUCGCAUAGUGGCACACUCUGUAGCUACAGUCGGGGGGGCUGGCCAAGAGACAGCUCACGGCGGCGCGGUAUAUGAGGGGGAGUCUCCCUGUCCACCAGAAGGUUCAGGGACAGACUCCUCAGAGCCAAUUGAAAUAAUCGACAGUCCUCCCCAGGAUGUCACGGUCAGUCAGGAGGAUGGGGGCUGCGGGAAUGCAUCGGUAUGUGUAGCGGACAACGAAUGCGCGGGUGAUUGGGUAUGCGCAGAUGAGAGGGUAUGGGAGGGAAGCACUGAUCAAGAAGCAGAAGCACAUAGUCCCAAUCUCUCACCCAGGGAUGGAACUAGAGUCAGGCUGCAGUUCGAUUUUCUGGAAGCCGAAGGCUGCAAGAACAGUGUCAGCGAGGAUGACGCCAGACCAGCUGCAGAGUGUAGAGGAUCCAUUGAUGCAACUAGAGGCAGGAUCUUUGUACUUCCCUUCCCCCUCACCAUCCCAUUCUUGCCCCUCCGCGCAGUAGGACUGCUCGCGCAUCCCCUGAGGCAUGUCCCUAAAAUAGCGUUCAUUCUGCUAACAUCAGUGCCCACACCGAGACCGCAGCAACUAGAACCAAGGGAGAUUCCAGGCGUGCUUCCCGCAACGUACAGGCGCAGGAAACGCAGUAGGCGGGGAGCAGGAAGGGGACACUUUACCAGGAAGCACUUCCUGCUAGACCUAACCGCUCCAGACUGGUUGCAGGAUAACGAGGUUUUCAGUCAGAGUGAACACCCCUCUCCCAGAUCCUCCUCGACAGAAUGUGCAGAACAGAUGUCUUCAGAAAGCUCACUGAGCAGUAGUCAGGCGCAAGAGCAUUGCGAGCAACUCAAUGGGGCAGGUGGAUUCGGAGAGUCGAGAGCUGAUGAUGCACUUGGUGGCGACCCUGUGACGUCAGCGCACGGGCUGCUCGUGUCAGCGAACACGUCAGCAGAUCCCGGCCUUAGCCCCCGGCAAAAGAGAGAGAGAUCAAGACCCUCGCAGUUGGACAUCAACGAAGCGAGCCCCCUAACAAAUGUACAUAGUCGGCGGUGGGAGACGGAUAGCUUCUCACUGGAGUACAGCCCCUCAAGUCUGUCGCUUGAUGGGGGCUUCCGAUACAGGAGCGUGGACGGGGGUGCUGAGGUCAGCCCGAUGUCAUCCCGGUCAAGUAGUUCGUCGGACCUGGGCGAGCCGGGAAUGCAUAGCGACACCGGAUCGAGCACGGACGAGAAUGACAGCCAUCUGUACCUCCCCACCAAUUAUCUCCUCCUUACUCCCCCCCCAAACUUGGCUGCGGCCGAGCCCCCCGUCAAACCAUUGUCGGAGAUGUCCAGGCGGUUUGUGUUGCCCCCCGGCGUCAUGGAUCCAGCAGAGAUGGAAGACCUCGAACAGCAGUGGGCCGAUCAACUUCGAGCACGGCGGGCGGAGCACGGGGACCAGCACUACAUGAGCGCCGCCGAGCUAAUGUCCCCCCCCUGGAGCGACCUGGUGUUUUGGCAUGGUUCCGACAAGAAGGGCCAACCUGUACUGUACUGCAAGCUGGGCCUGGCGGUCCGCACUCUGCCCCGCCACAUGCAGGAUCGAAUGGGCUGCGCGCUUUAUUCGAUGGUCGAGCUGGCGGAGAACAGUCUCUGGCGGCCCGAGUGCGGGUGGGGCUUCCAGCGGAUGACAGUGGUCGUUGAUGCGGAGGGGCUCGGCAUAACUAGGAUGGCCCCAGUGGAGGCGCUCAAGCACGGGUUCAAGCUCAUCCACCGGGACUACCCAGCGCGUCAAGGGUACACAUACAUCAUCAACGUGCCUCCGCUCUUGAGCAUGAUGAUUGGCGUGUUCAAGCGGGUGAUUGGGUACGACGAGAAGGAAGCAAACGAACGGCUGGGGGUGUAUGGGCGGAACUACCGGUCACAUCUACAGAAGGAUUUCGAGCCCGACAUGCUCCACGUCGACUAUGGAGGCUCGUGCCCAUGCUGUAGCGCUGGGGACGACAAGGAGCUCGUCACCGCCGCUGAUUCGUGCCCGGCAAACGCAGGCGCGGCGCUGAAGAGGCGAGGCCGCCCGGAGGACUGGGUGCUCGACUUUGUUCCAUCCCAUCAGCGGUAGGAUGUCUGCGGAUCGAGCCCAGUUUCAGCUGCUGAGAACACAGUGUCUUGAUGCGAUGAUUAGAAGAGGGCCACAUGCAAAAGGCCGGAAAACAUGUGCCAAGUCGAACAUUAAUCCUGCGCAAAUCUGGAACAUGUAGAAGGUUGCAAGGAUUCCGCGUAAGGCCGUCCAAUGCAAAACUCUCCUCUUGUGGCCACGCUCCAACCGAUCAUGCUGUUUUACUAGUCCAUGCUCGGACUCAUGCCCAC